CAGUUCUUGUUUCUAACCUCGGUAUUGUUAGUUCACUACUUAUUCUUUCUAUUCCAUUAGAACAGAGUGUAAGAAAUGGAGGAAGGAAACCAGUCUGUGGUGUCUGAGUUUAUUUUCCAGGGGCUUUGUGCCUCCAAGGAGCUGCAGAUCUUCCUCCUUCUGACAUUUUCUACACUCUACCUGCUGACUGUCGUGGGUAAUCUCUUCGUGGUGCUGCUGAUCAUCAGGGACCACCAUCUCCACUCGCCCAUGUACUUCCUGUUAGCUAAUCUCUCCUUUGUUGACUUCUGCCUCUCCUCAGUAACCACACCCAAGCUGACCACAGACCUCCUGCGCGAGAAUAAGACCAUUUCCUUUGGGGGCUGCAUGAACCAGAUCUUCUGUGUGCAUUUCUUUGGAGGGACUGAGAUGGUGCUUCUUGUGACAAUGGGUUAUGACCGCUAUGUGGCCAUCUGCAAGCCACUUCGUUACUCCAGCAUCAUGGACAGGCAAAAGUGCAUCUGGCUAGUUUUGAUAGGAUGGAUCAUUGGCUUUGUGCAUGCCAUGAGUCAACUGAUCAUGAUUUGGGGUUUACCCUUCUGUGGACCCAGAAUAGUGGAUAGCUUUUUCUGUGACAUUCCUUUAGUGAUGAAAUUAGCCUGCAUGGAUACAGGUACUUUGGAAAUACUGAUAAAUGCUGACAGUGGUGUUGUAGCAACAACUUGCUUCAUUCUCGUGAUGAUCUCCUACAUUCAUAUCCUGCUAACUGUCUUCCUUCAUUCUCAAGAUGCUACAUCAAAGGCACUCUCUACUUGCACCUCACACAUCAUAGUGGUGGUUCUGUUCUUUGGACCAUGCAUCUUCAUCUAUCUGUGGCCAGUCAGCAUCACUUGGGUGGAUAAAUUUCUUGCUGUGUUUUAUACAGUAAUUACACCUCUUUUGAAUCCAGCCAUUUAUACACUGAGAAAUAAAGAGAUUAAAAAUGCCAUUAAAAACCUGAUGAAUAAGCAUUACAUAAGUCAUGAAGGAAAAUAUCAAGAUAUAAAUGAACUCAUAACACAGUUACAAAGUAACAAUAAGUCCUUAGCUUUUAUAGUAAGCUUCGGUUCAACACAGUCUGCUCAGAAACAUCCCUUUAGUAAUAGAUUUGUUUCCCCGCCUUAUGGAUAA
This is a messenger RNA of Perognathus longimembris pacificus (Pacific pocket mouse), 1149 nucleotides long. Its product is annotated as olfactory receptor 4F4-like. The record is from RefSeq and is a predicted model, not a curated record. Gene Ontology annotation, molecular function: olfactory receptor activity; G protein-coupled receptor activity. The transcript is spliced from 3 exons. The coding region runs from base 76 to 1149 and encodes 357 amino acids. Gene Ontology annotation, biological process: G protein-coupled receptor signaling pathway. Gene Ontology annotation, cellular component: membrane. NCBI's taxonomy places the organism in Eukaryota, Metazoa, Chordata, Mammalia, Rodentia, Heteromyidae.